This is a messenger RNA of Micropterus salmoides (largemouth bass), 1820 nucleotides long. Its product is annotated as deoxycytidine kinase-like. The record is from RefSeq and is a predicted model, not a curated record. Gene Ontology annotation, molecular function: deoxynucleoside kinase activity. Gene Ontology annotation, cellular component: cytoplasm; mitochondrion. Bases 434 to 1381 code for a protein of 315 amino acids. NCBI's taxonomy places the organism in Eukaryota, Metazoa, Chordata, Actinopteri, Centrarchiformes, Centrarchidae. The transcript has 7 exons.
CUGAAGUCCAGUCAAUAUUAGUCGUUUGCUAUCAAUUUUCUGUUCAAACCAUAAAGGCUUUUAUUGUGAAGGAACAGAACAGAACGUAUACCGGAAGUACUUUUAGUUGCUACUGUUUGUAGCAUUCAGGUACAACUUCUUAUAAAUCUAUCUUAGUAAUUUUACGUAACAGCAGCAAAUAUACGAAACACGAGGGCUACAGGAACAAUGCGACCGAUAUAUCGGUGUUUACAAAUGUAGUAAAUGUAGUAAUAGUUGCCAUUUAGCUGUACCGUUAAACACAUCAUUCAUAACGCAAGCUCAUGUGAGGAUGAGCUAGUUACCAUGAGGGUAACGUAACGUUAUCGUAAACUUUAACGCACUAACAUUAGCAAACACCAAGUGAGACGCACAUAAUUGUAAUUAUCCCUAUGUAGCACUUCUGCCGGUCAUAAUGUCUGCCCUGUAUCGAUGCGUUUCCAAAUUAAAAAAACAAACCGGUUUGAUGCAGCUCAUGAGAUUUUGGUAUAAUGCGCCUGCACAGUGGAAGACACCUGACAGCUUCCUGCGAGGUGGAGACACAGCCAUAACACAGGUAACAACUAGUCUCGGUACUAUGGCUAAUGAAUCGGGGAAGCGCAGUUGUUCUUCAACCGUGGACGGAACAGCUCGAGUUAAGAGAGUUUCUAUCGAGGGCAACAUUGCUGUUGGAAAGUCGACCUUUGCAAGACUCUUGCAGUCAGCUUGUCCAGACUGGGAGGUGGUGGCAGAACCUGUCAGCAAGUGGCAGAACAUUGACACUGGGACCCCAAAGGAGGCAGAUGCGUCCCAUCAGACAACAGUCAGCAACCUGCUGCAGAUGAUGUACCAGGACCCUCAGCGCUGGUCGUACACAUUUCAGACGUAUUCCUGUAUGAGUCGGCUGAGAACGCAGCUGCAGCCUCCUCCAGCUCGCCUGCUCAGCUCAGAGGGAACACCUGUCCAGGUGUAUGAGCGCUCAGUCUACAGCGACAGAUACAUCUUUGCCCUAAACAUGUUUGAGCUGGGUUGUAUCAACUCUACAGAGUGGGCAGUCUACCAGGACUGGCACUCCCUCCUGGUGGAGCAGUUUGGACACCAGGUGGAGCUGGAGGGCAUCAUCUACCUCAGAGCCCCACCACAGAAAUGUAUGGAGCGUCUGGAGCAUCGGGGAAGGGCUGAAGAAAAGGGAGUGAAACUGGACUAUCUGGAUAAGCUACACGUUCAACAUGAGAGGUGGCUUGUUGAGAAGUGCACUGAGAUACAUUUUGAGAAGUUGAAACAGAUACCUGUGUUACAACUCGACGCCAGUGUGGAGUUGUGUGACCCAGAGGUGCGCGAGCAGUUUAUAACAAGGGUGAAGAACUUCUUUGAUGCUUUAUGAGAAGACAGUCAUCGGCAGCCACCGGCAGUGGGAAACAUUUGAGAACAGGCGGACCUCAGUCAGUCAAGUGUGUUGACUGACUGAUAUACCGAAGCCUCUAUUAAUAUAGAAUAAUAACAUCUGCAGCACCAUAACCUCAUAAAACACACUGUAUUUUUUAGCUUGUUUAUUUAUUUGUUUUGAAAUUCACUAUGUAGUUAAAGUUACUUCUUGUACUAUACUGUUUAUACCAUUUGAAAUCUGAAAGCGAUUUUAUAGCCUGUGUAAAUCAUAUACUAAAUCUCUGUCAUCGUGACUAUUUAGCAGCAAAGUUUCCUGAACAUAAUAUAGUUUGUGUUAAAGGUACUGUUCUACACAUUCCUGACUGGCUGUAAAACUGAAUUAAGACAAUUAUUGUGUUUGUUGUUUCUUAAUAAAUAAACACAUUCUUUUUUUAAAA